AUGAACAUCCACGAAUAUCAGGCGAAACAGUGGCUCGCGCGGUUCGGCGUGCCCGUACCCGGCGGACGGGUGGCGGAUACGGCCGACGAGGCGCGGGCGGCGGCGGAGGAGAUCGGGUUUCCGUGCGUGGUGAAGGCGCAGAUCCACGCCGGGGGCCGGGGCAAGGCCGGCGGCGUCAAGGUCGUCCAUACCGCCGAGGAGGCGGGCAAGUUUGCCGAGGGUUUGCUGGGAAAGGCUCUGGUCACGCACCAGACCGGUCCGGAGGGGCGAAUCGUCCGGCGCGUGUGGGUGGAAGAGGCGUCGCGGAUCGCCAGGGAGCUCUACUGCAGCAUCGUCCUGGACGCGGCGGCCGGGCAACCCGCCAUCAUCGCCUGCGGACAGGGAGGCAUGGAGAUCGAGGAUGUCGCCAAGGAGACACCGGACGAGAUCAUCGUCGAGCUGGUGGAUCCACUGGUGGGGGUAGCGCCGUUCCAGGUUCGCCGCGUGGCAAGGCGGCUGGGGCUGUCCGGCAAGGAGGUCGGAGCCUUCGGAGCCCUGCUCAAGGAUCUGUACCGCGCUUUCCUGGACUCCGACUGCAUGCAACUGGAAAUCAAUCCGCUGGCCCAGCUCGACGACGGCCGUUUCCUCGUCCUGGACGCCAAGAUGAACUUCGACGGCAACGCGCUCUUUCGCCACCCCCAGAUCGUCGAGUUGCGCGACAUCACCGAGGAGGACCCCAAGGAGGUCAGGGCCUCGGAUCUGGGCAUUUCCUACGUGGCCCUGGACGGCAACAUCGGCUGCAUGGUCAACGGCGCGGGCCUGGCCAUGGGCACCAUGGACAUCAUUCAACAGUACGGCGGCACGCCGGCGAACUUCCUCGACGUGGGCGGCGGCGCCAGCAAGGAGAUGGUGGGACAGGCCUUCCGUCUGCUGCUCUCGGACGACAAGGUGCGCGGUGUGCUGGUGAAUAUCUUCGGCGGCAUCAUGCGUUGCGACGUCAUCGCCGAGGGCAUCAUCGACGCCGCCAAGGAGAUCGGCGUCACCGUGCCGCUGGUGGUGCGGCUGCAGGGCACCAACGUGGAGCAGGGGAGAGAGCUGCUGUCGAAGUCGGGCCUGAAGAUCACCACCGCCGACACCAUCGCGGACGCGGCGCAGAAGAUCGUCCAGGCCGUGCAGGCGGAAGAGGGGCGGGCAUGA
Geodia barretti is the source of this 1176-nucleotide messenger RNA. Lineage: Eukaryota; Metazoa; Porifera; Demospongiae; Tetractinellida; Geodiidae. The record is from the annotation of a GenBank genome assembly.